GAGAGAGAGAGAGAGAGAGAGAGAGCAGACGGGAGCCAUCCUGCCCCCUGGAAGCCAUCUGGACUUGAAGGACUGACGUGUGCAGGACUGGGAUCUCCCUCUCUCCUAGUUGCCCCCACCGUCCUCUCUGGAACCUCCAAUGGUGACUGGUUCACUGACUGUUUCUGUCCCAAGGAAGAAGACUUUGAGACUAAGAGACAUUUCAGUUUGGACUCCAGUUUGUGCCCAGAAGUGAGAAAGUACAUGAUCAAAGGUUUGUCCCUGGCUGCAGCCCAGUCCCCAGCCCCAGCUCCCAAGCCUGGGCACCAUGUCUGGCUCCUAUGAUGAGACCACACCUUCCAUGGAGGAGAUCACAGACAGCUUCUGGGAGGUGGGAAACUACAAGCGGACUGUGAAGCGGAUUGAUGAUGGCCACAGGCUCUGCAAUGACCUCAUGAGCUGCCUUCAUGAGCGGGCGAAGAUCGAGAAGGCCUAUGCCCAGCAGCUCACAGACUGGGCCAAGCGCUGGCGCCAGCUCCUUGAGAAAGGCCCACAGUACGGCAGCCUGGAGCGUGCCUGGGGCGCCAUCAUGACUGAGGCCGACAAGGUAAGUGAGCUCCAUCAGGACGUGAAGAACAGCCUGGUCAAUGACGACUUGGAGAAGGUGAAGAACUGGCAGAAGGACGCCUACCACAAGCAGAUAAUGGGCGGCUUCAAGGAAACCAAGGAGGCUGAGGAUGGCUUCCGGAAAGCACAGAAACCCUGGGCCAAAAAGAUGAAAGAGCUGGAGGCAGCCAAGAAAGCCUACCACUUGGCCUGCAAGGAGGAGAAGAUGGCGGUGACGCGGGAGGCCAACAGCAAGGCGGAGCAGUCAGUUACCCCGGAGCAGCAGAAGAAGCUUCAGGACAAGGUGGACAAGUGCAAGCAGGACGUCCAGAAGACCCAGGAGAAAUAUGAGAAGGUGUUGGAUGAGAUUGGCAAGUCGACACCCCAAUAUAUGGAAGGCAUGGAGCAGGUAUUUGAACAAUGCCAGCAGUUUGAGGAGAAGAGGCUGGUGUUCCUGAAGGAGGUGCUCUUGGAUAUAAAGCGUCACCUUAAUUUGGCAGAAAAUAGCAGUUACAUCAAUGUGUACCGUGAACUGGAGCAGACAAUCCGGGGGGCUGACGCCCAGGAAGACCUCAAGUGGUUCCGAAGCACCAGUGGGCCUGGCAUGCCCAUGAAUUGGCCCCAAUUUGAGGAGUGGAACCCAGACCUCACCCAUACCAUCACCAGGAAGGAGAAACUGCCCAAGAAGAACGAGGGUGUGACUCUAACCAAUGCCUCCGGGGUGGUAGAGUCUAUGGCCCAGGCUGGGGACCGUGGCAGCGUCAGCAGCUAUGACCGGGGCCAGCCGUACGCCGCCGAGUGGUCUGAUGAUGAGAGCGGAGCUCCCUUCGGGGCGGGUGAGCCCAACGGGGGCGCCAACCCCUUUGAGGACGAUGCCAAGGGGGUGCGUGUCCGGGCACUCUAUGAUUAUGACGGGCAGGAGCAGGACGAACUCAGCUUCAAAGCAGGAGACGAGCUCACCAAACUGGGAGAAGAAGAUGAGCAGGGCUGGUGCCGAGGGCGUCUGGACAGUGGGCAGCUAGGCCUCUACCCUGCCAACUACGUGGAGUCCAUCUAACUGUGUCCCCGCGCCCGCCUCAUGCCUUUCCCAGACUCCGCGGCUCCUGAGCUCCCUCUCCGGCCCUUGCCAGCCCCUUUCUGUCUUCAGUCCUUUUUGAUCCAUCCUCGUCCGCAUCCAACCCAUUCUCCCUCCUGCCCCAGCUCCAUAGAGUACCAGACAUAUUUUCCAAUCAAGCUUUUAUUUUUUUAAAAGUCGUCUUGGGAAGAAAAAAAAAUAGAACAAAAAAAAAAGAAAAAUAUAGAAAAACCAGAAACAAGUAUUUACAAUAGUAGCAUAGAGUCGGGGCAGGGAAGGGGUAGAGUUGGGAAGUAAUCCUCCCACAGGUGAGGGGCCCCAGCCCCAGCCCGUGAUGUUGGUAAGGGGUCUUGGUCUUCACCAAAGAGGUCUGUCUCUCUGGGCCCUUCAGAAGUCUGGAAAGACCCCCUCCUCCAGAAUCUCUGACUCCCAUCCAUUGUCCUCAGGCUGGCUCUAGAAUGUCAGAGCUGGAAGGGAACAGAUGUCUAGUCUAGCCCCCUCUUUUUAGAGAGGAAGAAACUAUAGCUUGAAAAAGGAAAGUGACUAGUUUAAGGUUCUGUCACAGAGUAGCAACAGCUAAAAAAGCUCAGGAUUCCUGACUCCUCAACCCAGUGCUUUUUCUACUAGACCACACUGAUCUCUGAGAAUUCUUGUUCCCACCUUCUCUCCACUAUCCCUUUUCAAGGAUCUCUCUCUCUCUGUCUCUGUCUUUCUCUGUCUCUCUCCCCUGAUCCUCGACCCCGACCAUUUCUUCUCCAAAAGGACAGCCCACCCUCCCACCUCCCCUACAUCUUCUCCCAGAGGACUGCUGUCUGAGCAAGGUUUUGGCCUUUCAGUCUCUAAGUCUUCCACUGAGCUUUCUGAGGUGUUCCUAUUCUUACAUGUCCUUUUCUUAUGCUAUUCAGUCCCCUCCCCGUGGCCAUGGAAAAGGUGAGGAAGGAGAUGCAGGCGAAAGGCCUGGGGGGAGGGCCAGCAUGAACUCCCUACUUUCCAUAUUGGGGUAGGUGAGAAGUAGUAGCUCCCACAGAAUAAUUAUGGGGAGCUAAAGGUGCAGUCACUCCCAGCAAUGAGAGAUGGGGAAGUAAGGAUGCCAGAGCAUCUCCCAAUCAUGGCAAACUCUGAUCCAGGGCCUUUGGGAGACAGAGGGAACAGCCUUCUCCUUCCUGAGUUGUUGAGCUCAGCCCCUUGUCUUAGAAAGUGUCGUGGGAGAUGGGAUCCUGGUGUAGAAUCCAACUGGGAUUAUCCAUGUGGUGGCAGUGAGACACUGCAGAGCUGAGGGUGAGCCCUAACGUGGGUGGGUGGGUGGCCUUUCCCAGAGGUUCAGCCGCUCAGCAUUUCUUCAUGAUGAGAAGGGAAGAGUUGCUUCAGGGCAGCUAUCUUACCCCAGUCAUGAUUGCUGAUCUGGAUGCGAGGGGUCGUCCUUCUAAAUAUACCCUACACACAGAUACCUCACUCCCCAAAGUAAACACUUGCUGCAUUACUUUUAAAGACCCCAAAGGUCUGAAAAGGUCUAGCACCUUGCAGACAAAAUCAGCAACAGGAGCAAUUACUUUAUCAGAGAAGAUUCAGGAGGGGAAAAUUUAUCAUUUUUGACAUUUAGAAUCCAACUCUAUUUCUAGAUAUACCAUCUGGACCCCACUGUUUCUCUCCACUUCUGUAUAGUUUAUCCUUCCCUUUCCCUGUGUGGGUAUCUAAUAGGCAUUGUAGGGUAAGGGCUCUUCCCUAAAAGUUUGGGAUUGGGAGCCAUUUUUGAAAUCUCAGGUCUGUGGGGCUAUUGAUAAGGGGGAAUGGAAGGGAUUCCCAACCCUAAGUCCUCUUCAGCCUUCCCCCUUAUCCUUAGGAGAGCUACUCCUAGAAAUUAAGGUCACCCCCAGCCCGCAAACUGGUCCUUUACUGGACAGGAUUCCAUAUGACUCCCAAUGCAUUUAAAAAGAAGAAUAGACAAGUGAAAAGCAGCUUUUGUUAGUCUGAUCUCCCUGGAGUCUUCUUUUCCCCUCGAUUCCUUCAUUUUUACCUUGUCAGGGAAGUGACAUUUGUUUCCAUUCCGCUUCUCUCCCACCUUGGUCUGGGCAAGUUUGGUCCAUGGCCAGGUGAGCUCAGGAGACCUGGGGUAGAAGACUAGUGGACCUACAGACAAAAAUGGAAUUUCUUGCCAAAAUGGAAGGCAGGAGAUAGUAGACACAGAGGAUUCCAGUUCUUCACCUCCUCCUAACUGGGCAGCUACAAGGACACUUGGGAGAUUAAACUCCAUUCAAGCCAAUGCCAGAGCCCUGGAAUAGGAUGAGAGAAGACUCCCUGCCCCCAUCCAGAUCACCCUCUGAGGUGCAGAGAGCAGAGUGGUGGUGGUGAAGGCUGUCCUGGUGACCCAUGUUUGUAGGGUCCCAUGGCUGGUCUCCCAAGGGAGCUGAUACCAAAGGAUACAGCACCAGGUGAGGCUUGAUUUUAGCAGCUCUCCUCCUCCUCCUAGAGCCUGCUAAUAAGCAGAAGUCAAUUCUAGCAGCAUCAAGAUUCUUUAUUCCUUAAUCUGAUUAUCCCUUCCCCAUUUAUUGCUGCUAAAGCCUAAGGAAGUAUGAGUCAGUAGAGCUGUGGAAGUGGAAUUUGAAACUCAGGACAGUGGAUAAGUGCCCUUUUCUCAGCCAGUAAGAAUUUCCAGCAAAAAGAGUAAUUGGAUAAUUAAUUUUUUUGCCUCCAGAUGCCUUGACUUUGUCAUUCUUCUAGAACCAACACUGAAGCUUUAACUCCCAGACUCUUCAAGUCUUUGAUGCCCAGUGACAAUGUCCUGAAAUGGGCCUAAUUAGAGUCUGACCUCUUCCUAGGGUCAAAGGCAACCACCCACUAAGUGGACACCUGUCCCCACAAAUCUUCCCACUUCCUCUCUCACCCUUGAUGCAGCUUUAGACUUCUACUCUAAUUUGAGAUGGUCCUCUGUAAAACUCAAAACAUUAUUUUAGGAAACCUCCAGUGUUGCAUAAACUCCCCAUCUUCACCCAUCUGAAUAAGCAAAAAAAAGAUCCAGGAAUCCUUCCAUCUCCCAAGGUUGUUGUGAGGAUCAAAUGGGAUAAUCAUUAUUAAAGCACAGUGCCUGGCACUUAGGAUAGUAAAUGAUAUAUAAAUGCUAGCUAUUAUAGUCCAACUCUCCUGGUUAUUCCUAAAGCCAAUUAGGACAGUGGGGCUCUGCCUCUGCCUCUUGUUUUUUUCCUUUCUUCCUGGCUUCCCUAUACUCAUUCUCAAGGAAACAGUAGGCCGCUUCUCCACCUUAGGACAUGGGUACCACUCCCUCUUCAUGACAGGCCUGGAAAUGGUCCUGUGGUUAGGGAAGGGAGGAGGUUGGUGCUUUGCCCAAUAUCUCAGUCUCCCUUUUUUCUUUCUGCAGUGGAUACCAACCUAGCCAUGCCUUCUCUCUUGCCCAAGGACGUGUUUUGGGGCCUCCAUCCCUUCUAACUGCUGAGAAGUCUCUUACCUCCACACUGUCCCAGAACUUCCAUAUCAGCCUUUUUUGGCUUUUCUGGGACUUUGGAGUUGGCCUCUACCCCAGAUGUGCCCAAUCUAAAGGACAUUUGCAAGGAGAUGUGAGAUCAGUGGUGGUUUCCUAUGGCCCCAUAAUACACACAUCCACAAACACACACGCUGUGAUUGACUGGAUAAAAACCAGAAAUCUGUUGCUGUCUCUUGGACCUUACCUUAAUUUAAAUAUCCUCCACUCCUGGGGUCCUAGAGACCUGACAUUCAGAAUCUGAUUGCCAUCAUGGGGCAAGUCCACAGAGAAAAAAGGUGGUACUGUAGAAAAAGUGCUGGCCCAGGAAUUCAGGAAAUCCUAGUUCUUGUCUCAAUUUCUGCCAAGAACUCGCUCGGCAUUCCCAGCGUUUGCUAGACAUUGGUUUUUGUUCCGGAAGAGGAGGGGGUUGGUCUGGUGGGUCCCUUCCAGCUUUAGCAUCCCAUCAUCUCCAGGACCAUCAGAGACUGGAAGACCUCUCAGGGCAGGAGACCGUUGGAAACAAGAAGUGCCAGUGAGGUCAGACUUGUGGCCACCCAGCAGCUGGGCUCAAGUAUCUGAAGAACUGGCUUUUGGGAAAGGGAGUAGAACAGGGGAUAAUGGAUAGAAGCUGAAAGAGAGAGCAUUUCUAGCUCCGUGAAAUCAGGAAAAGCUGCCUAUCAAUUAGGUCCACUCUGGAAUUGGGCUGCUGAAGGAAAUAGUGAGUGUUCAGGUACUACUCAGGUAGUGAGUGUUAUUUAUUGGAGUGUUCAAAUAUUUCAAAUAUUCAGGGAGACAUUAGAUGACCUCUUUUGCAGAAUAUUGUGGGGGAGGGAGUUUAUUCAGGCAGAAAUACAACUAGAGGCCUCUGGAGCCUCUGCCAACUCUAAGACUUGUUCUGGGAUUACCAGGGACUAAGAGCAUUUGGAAAAGGUUUCAUGGAGGAGAUAGAGGGACAGAGAAGUGAGACCUGCACAGGCAAGGCAGGGAUGGAGGCUGUGGGCUGGAACUUUGGCAGGCUGUCUUCCCAAGGCUUGGCAUUUGUCCUUAUAUUGCCAUAAUCCUGUUCUCAUGGGGAGACUGUGGGGACUUCUUGGCCACCCCCUACUCCAACACUUCCCUCCCCUUCCCAGUUCCCCACACCUGUCCCACAGGUUCUUCCCUUAACUCUGUUCCUUCCAUCCCAAUUAAAGCAAAACAAAUUCCCAGGUCAGAGCCAGGGCCAAAUCCAUAACCACACCAUGCAUUAAAGGUAAAGAGGCAAUGGGAUAGAUUUGGAAUCAGUAUUGGCUGUAGUCCCAGUCUGCUGCUUAUUAUUGGGCAAGUUAUUUUCCCUCCUCUAAAUUCAGUUUCCUCCUUUGAGAUAGGGAAGGGUUGACUCAUUAUAUUAGGUUUUAUUGUCUUUUUUUAAUCUGUCUCAACCCCUACCCUCCAAAUUGAGCAGGGAAGCCUGGUGUCCUUGUCCUGGGUAAAACUGUUUCUUAUGACAAAGUUCUCCAAAUGGUGGGGUGCCUCGUGCUGUUUCUGUACCUGUUGGGAACUCCCUCCCCAGCUAAGCUCCAGGGACAGGAGCAAAGAAGGCUUGGGGUGGGGUGAGGUGGGAUGGGGUUAGGGUGAGAAGGAAACUGGAUCCAGAGAUAUGGUUGAUCAGAGUAUGCAGUUCUUUCACUAAUAUAAAGUCCUAAUUCUAAAAGUCUCUAGUUCUACAAUUCAGUGAUAUGUCCCAUGAGUUGUAACACUGUUGUUCUCUCUAUGGAUGAAUGGGGGGGUAAAGGACGUAAAGAGGUGGGUUUCAGAGAGCCUGGCUUUAGUCAGCCUGAGAAGAAUCCUAGCCCAGCCUCCAACUAGAGAGGAGCAGUUGGUUAGGGAGACAGGCCUUUUAUCUGAAUUAAAAACUCACUGGAACAAAUAGGGUUUCAAGCUGUGUGGUUCUGGGAGAAAACAGGCGAACCCAAUGUAUAUUAACACCCUUCCCUCCUCUUCCUCUGUUCCACUUCCCACCAAACCUCAUAAGGUUCUCUUCAUGGUCAACUCUGAGGUCCUAGAACAGGACCUGGUGAACAGAUAUAAUGGCUCAAGGACAUCCCAUUGCUGUUUCAUCAUAGUCUGAGUUUGCAUCUUUAUCCAACCUGCCUGUCCCCUCUCCUCUCUCUGUCCAACAGAUAUAAUAGAGGGGAAGGAUCCCAGGUCCCAAACAAACCCCCUGACCCCUUGACAACUCCCAAAUCUAUGAAUAAAGACAAAACUAUUUUA
Molecule: messenger RNA, 7385 nt
Organism: Antechinus flavipes (yellow-footed antechinus)
Lineage: Eukaryota; Metazoa; Chordata; Mammalia; Dasyuromorphia; Dasyuridae
Gene: PACSIN1
Product: protein kinase C and casein kinase substrate in neurons 1
Exons: 11
Coding region: 308-1642 (444 amino acids)
Biological process (GO): cytoskeleton organization; plasma membrane tubulation; neuron development
Cellular component (GO): endosome; cytoplasm; plasma membrane
Molecular function (GO): protein binding; phospholipid binding
Source: RefSeq, a predicted model, not a curated record